AGUUAGCCGCAGCCACCCCUGAGGGCCAGUAGCAGUAGCAUUCUCAGUCGAGCAGGACGUGUCGGGUCGUCGUGUCGCUCGCCCGGUGCAUCAGUGCGAAGUGUGCCGUGCCAGUGCGAGUGCAGUGCGAGUGCAGUGCGAGUGCAGUGUCUCCAGUGAAGUGCCCGCCGUCAGCGCCCUGUUGGAUGUCAUCAUGACCCUCUUGGCCUCUGACCCUUCGCCGUCCUCGAGCCCGAUCCCCUUGUCGAGCCCCAUGGCCUCCCCGAUGGCCCUCCUGUCGCUGUCCAAGCGCACGGCCUCCACCUCAUCGUCCCUGUUCCGCCCGUGGGCGGCCAGCGAGGCGGCCAGCGAGGCCGGCGGCGACGCGGCGAACGAGGCCGUCAGCGAGUCCGCGGCCGCGGUCCAGUGCUCGCCCCCUGUCGGCAUCUGCGCCGGCCUGUCGUCGCGCGCAGGCCGUCCCUCCAAGGUGCGCGCCGCCCCCACCGACGCGUCCGAGCAGCAGCCCAUCCUCACCCGGCUAGAGGGGCUCGUCGCCAACCUGGACGACAGCAGCCAGAGCAGCCGGAGCAGCAGCCGUAGCAGCAGCAAGGGUAGGAGCACGUCAGCGAGCAGCGGCAGCAGCUGCCCGCCGUCCCCGGCCAAGGACUUGCGCACCAAGCCGAGACCGACUGGGACGACGUCGUCCAGGAAGUCCACGGGCAGUGCGUUCUCCUCUCCGAAGAGCCUCCCGCCUCCCCCGGGCCCUACCCCGGGCGCCGGCCCCGGCAUGGUCCACGGGUUCCUGUCCCCCGAGGAAGUGGCGCUGCUCGCCGCGCACCAGCAAGCCUUCCACGAGGAGGCCCUGCUUGCCAUGGCCGGCCUCCUGCCCCCCGGAAUGGUGCCCCCCGGGAUGCCGCCGGGCGUCCUCCUGCCCCCCGAAGGCCUUCCGGAGGGUAUCCCCGCCGCCUACCUGGACGAGUACGCUCGCCUGCUACAGCAGGAGCAGAAGGCGCAGGGCGCUGCCGCCAGGAAGCAGAGGCCCAAGAAGUACCGCUGUCCGCACUGUCAGGUCGCCUUCAGCAACAACGGCCAGCUCCGCGGACACGUCAGGAUACACACAGGUGAACGUCCGUUCAAAUGCGAGGAGGAGAGCUGCGGCAAGCGCUUCACGCGCAACGAGGAGCUGACCCGCCACAAGCGCAUCCACUCGGGGCAGAGGCCGUUCGCGUGCCAGGCGUGCGGCAAGCGCUUCGGGCGCAAGGAUCACCUCAAGAAGCACACGCGCACCCACGACCCCGCGCACCGCAUGGGCGUGGCCGGCGUGCUGCCCAUCAUGGCCCCGCCGCACUACCUCUACGGCUUCUGAGGACGCCGACGAACCUCCCCGUUUGGAUAAUUGUCUGACUUAUGUGCGUACCAAGCCGUUUGGAGAACAAGACUUUUGAGAUUGUUUUGUUUGGGUGUUUCUAGGCAUGCUAUUUCGACGAUUUCGUUUCACGAUGAUCUCUCACUAUUUUUGUUAAGAAGAAAACACUAGAUCAAAACUUUUAAAAGUUAGUUUGAAAUUCUGAGACUGGUUUUAAUUCAAGUCUGAAGUAUGUCUCGUCUCGGGUACAGUGCAGAGUGCUCAUCGUAACGAUUACGACAGUAGUUUAUAGAAUUUUGACAAAUGAUAUUAUUAUAUUAUUAUAAAAGUAACGCACGUUUGCUCGCACGUUUGUUUAGUCUGUGAUCUAGUUUGUAAGUUAUAUGUAUGUUAUUAACUAUUAUUUGCCAUAUUGCCGGAAGUAAGUUUUGUACGAUUUUGAAUUAUUGGCAGGGGACUGAUGUCUUUGAUCCGAUCAAUUUUUAGGAGAACGUUUAUCGCGACUGAUCGCGUGAUCGUAGUAGAAAUAUUUUGUAACCCAACGCAAAUCUGUUUUUCGUGUGUAUUACGUUUGACACAACGGGUCGAUCACUCCAACGUACUAUGUUAAACUUCUCACUGACCAAAGCCGAAGAAAUGUAAUACCUGCUGUGUAUAUUUUAAUAAGAUUGCUACAUGCCAAGUUUAUUUCUUGAAAAGAGAUUUU
Molecule: messenger RNA, 2051 nt
Organism: Frankliniella occidentalis (western flower thrips)
Lineage: Eukaryota; Metazoa; Arthropoda; Insecta; Thysanoptera; Thripidae
Product: Krueppel-like factor 1
Exons: 2
Coding region: 194-1345 (383 amino acids)
Biological process (GO): regulation of transcription by RNA polymerase II
Molecular function (GO): DNA-binding transcription factor activity, RNA polymerase II-specific; RNA polymerase II cis-regulatory region sequence-specific DNA binding
Source: RefSeq, a predicted model, not a curated record